AUGUUGUCUGGCACUAUUGCCUCGGUCAUUGCCGACACACAACCCGAGAUUGCAGCCAUUCCCAUUAUUGUGGGGGGUCUCACGUGCCAGGGACUUGGAUUAUCCGUCGCCGUCCUUAUGUACGCACAUAUGAUCGGUCGAUUGAUGUCUGCAGGCCUACCUAAUCGAGAGCAUAGACCAGGACUAUACAUGUGUGUUGGACCCCCGUCGUUCACGGCUCUGGCCUUGAUUGGUAUGGCCAAUGGACUACCUGAUAGCAUUGAGCCUGGUAUGGACGGUAUCAAGAUCGACCCUGGUAUGAUCCGCGCCAUGGCUCUCGUAGCAGGAAUCUUCCUUUGGGCUCUUGCGGCUUGGUGGUGGGGGAUUGCUACCGUGGCUGUUAUUCAGUCUCCUCCUGUCUAUUUCCACCUUGGUUUCUACGCUAUGGUCUUCCCUAACACUGGUUGGAUUCUCGCUACUAUCUCUAUCGGUAAUGCGUUGGGCAGUGAGCACGUCAAGUGGAUGGGGACAGGUAUGAGUAUUGUGCUGGUCAUUACAUACUUCUACGUUGUCUACAGACACAUCAAGGCUUUCAUAAAGCAGGACAUCAUGUAUCCAGGAAGGGAUGAGGAUUUCAACGAUCAUUGA
Molecule: messenger RNA, 627 nt
Organism: Fusarium poae
Lineage: Eukaryota; Fungi; Ascomycota; Sordariomycetes; Hypocreales; Nectriaceae
Exons: 1
Coding region: 1-627 (208 amino acids)
Biological process (GO): malate transmembrane transport
Cellular component (GO): membrane
Molecular function (GO): malate transmembrane transporter activity
Source: RefSeq, a predicted model, not a curated record